Cyanistes caeruleus (blue tit) is the source of this 1650-nucleotide messenger RNA. Lineage: Eukaryota; Metazoa; Chordata; Aves; Passeriformes; Paridae. The record is from RefSeq and is a predicted model, not a curated record.
AGUUACAUUUUGCUUUUUAUAGUUCUUACAGGAUCCUGAUGAAGAAAUUGCCAAAAUGGAGAUGACUAGAAAAAAGCCCUGUGAAAAACAGAUGUCCUGGAAUAACAUUCACGAGAAUGCCCACAUGCUGAUUCCCACUCCGGAUAAAGACGACGAUCCCGUUCCUGUUGAUUACUCACGCUUUAUCCAUCUGAGCGUUGUUCCCACCAGAGCUACCCCACUGCCAGCUCUAGGCUGGGCAAACAGGGAUGAUGUAUGGAAAAACAUGAUAAACAAAGAAGAGACUUACGUGAGGGAUAAAUUCUACAUGCAAAGGCAUCCCCAGCUGCAGCCUAAAAUGAGAGCCAUCCUUCUAGACUGGCUAAUGGAGGUUUGUGAAGCCUACAAACUUCACAGGGAAACUUUUUAUUUAGCACAAGAUUUCUUUGAUCGCUUUAUGGCAACACAACAGGAUGUUGUAAAAACACUGUUGCAGCUUAUUGGUGUCACUUCUCUAUUCAUAGCAGCAAAGCUUGAGGAAAUUUAUCCACCAAAGUUGCACCAGUUUGCCUAUGUUACAGAUGGAGCCUGUACAGAAGAUGAAAUCAUCAGUAUGGAAUUGAUCAUUAUGAAGGCUCUUAAUUGGAACUUAAAUCCACUGACUGUUGUAUCUUGGCUAAACAUUUACCUGCAAGUUGCAUAUUUAAAUGAUCUUUAUGAGGUAAUGCUGCCACAAUAUCCACAGCAGAUAUUUGUCCAAAUAACAGAGCUCUUGGAUCUCUGUGUGCUAGAUAUUGGCUGCUUGGAGUAUACCUAUGGAAUACUUGCAGCUUCUGCUUUGUAUCACUUCUCUUCAUCUGAGUUGAUGCAGAAAGUUUCAGGUUAUGAAUUCUGUGAGAUAGAGGACUGUGUGAAGUGGAUGGUCCCUUUUGCCAUGGCUCUGAGGGAAGUAGGAAGCUCCAAACUCAAACACUUUAGCGGGAUAGCUCCUGAAGAUUUGCACAAUAUACAGACGCACAUAAACAGCUUUGAUUUGCUGGACAGAGCUCAAGCAAAACAGGCCAUAUUGGCUGAGCAAAAUAGGACUUCACCUUUCCCCACUGGUGUCCUUACACCACCACAAAGUAGUAAGAAACUGUCUUGUGGACUGCAAUCAUUAUGACUUUAGGAACUGUCGACGGACAAUUUUGCUGAAGUGCCUAUUCUGCUGGCUGUAGCUCCUGCUCCGUUACAGAAAUGCUGCCAGUGAAGUUCAUAAGCUUCCACGGAAUCUGAAAACAAACCUUACUUUCGUGUGACAGAAGUUUUUCUAUUUGAAAUAGUUUUAUUGAAUGUUAAAAUAUUUUAAAGAAAUGGAUCAAGUACACCAGCCACUUGAAAGAACACUGAAGUGUGCUCCAGAUGCUGCUACGGAGGGUGAUGCUUGAUCAACUGUUCAGAAAAAGGGCUUGGAGUUUAGAUUGGUUACUGUGCCUUGGGGUAAUCUGCAGAUUUGUCCCUCGUUGACAAAUGGGAAAAACGUGCUGUGGAAGACAACAUUUCAAAGCCUCUUUUUUUGAAUGGUUGGCUUACAACUUGAUGCCUUUUAAAAAACUCUUUAUUGUAAAAGCUGCUAUGUCUCUGUGUAUUCAUUUUAAUAAAAAUGCUGUCUAAGACAGCUGGUUUUAUGUA